AUGGAGAAACGGAUCCUGGCGAGCAGCGCGGUACAUCUUCCACCCGAAUCGCGUGGCAUCGGGUUUGUAUUUCAAGACUAUGCACUCUUCCCACAUAAAAAUGUCCUUGAGAACGUCGCCUUCGGUCUCCGAAAAGCAUCUAAAAGAGCGAGGCGUGAGAGAGCAUUAGACGUACUUCGUCUGGUCGAUUUGACGGGACUACAGACGCGUCUACCACACCAUCUCUCUGGCGGUGAACAGCAGCGCGUUGCACUUGCACGCGCGAUUAUCGCACGUCCCAAACUCCUCCUUUUAGACGAACCCUUCUCAAGCCUUGACCCAGGGUUAAGACAGACAACCCGUGAAGAAGUCCGAGCACUCCUGAAAGCCGAAGGCAUCAGUGCUAUACUCGUCACACACGCACAAGAGGAAGCAUUAAGUUUCGCUGAACGGUUGGGAGUGAUGAAAGACGGAUCCCUUGAACAGAUCGGCACGCCUGAAGCGGUGUAUCGUUAUCCGAAAACAACUUACGUCGCUGACUUUCUGGGGCAGACGAACUUCAUUCACGCACACGUGAAAAACGGUAUCGCUCAAACCCAGUUCGGACGCGUAAAGGUGGACGGUGAAGCCGCUGGUGAUGUGCUUCUCUCUAUUCGACCCGAGUACCUAAAGAUGAUGGCAUCCGAUGUUUGGGGCAGUGGGGCAAAAAGCGGACGGGUCGUGGGGCAGGCGUUUAAAGGACACGAGUUCACCUAUCGCGUUGAAAUAGACGGACAAGACUACAUCGUCCAGACCGAUUACAACUGUCCCUUUCAAGUUGGCGAUAUCGUUAUGUUGAAAGCGAUAUCAGCCGUAGCAGUCACACCCUCAAACGAUGGUGAAGUAUAA
This is a messenger RNA of Geodia barretti, 867 nucleotides long. The record is from the annotation of a GenBank genome assembly. Lineage: Eukaryota; Metazoa; Porifera; Demospongiae; Tetractinellida; Geodiidae.